Messenger RNA from Cladocopium goreaui, 2042 nucleotides. NCBI's taxonomy places the organism in Eukaryota, Dinophyceae, Suessiales, Symbiodiniaceae. The record is from the annotation of a GenBank genome assembly.
ACAUCCCUAAAACUGGCCGAGCAAGAUGUCGGGACUUUCACGCAGCAUGGCAAUCCCUGCAGGAGCGGGUGCCGUGGUGGCUGCCCUUGCGGUAGAUCAGAGGUUACAGUUGAGCCACGAUGCAUGGCUGGCGAUGAAGUUGGUUCCCAUCCUGGUGGGUGGCAAAUUGCGUAUGGGUCGAGAUAGCUACAGCAUUGCUGAUUUGUGGCAGGAGUCGGUGCAGCGCUUCGGGGAUCGUACCUUUACCAUCUUCGAGCAUCGACGACUGAGCUUCCAGGAUUUCGAGCACAUCUCUAAUCAAAUGGCGCAUUUCUUGCUGAAGCAGGGCUUGAAGACUGGUCAGGUUUGUGCGUUGAUGAUGGAGAACAAGCCGGAGUAUGUCUGCUGGUGGCUGGCCAUGGCAAAGAUUGGAGUGCAGGCAGCAAUGCUGAACUUCAAUCUCACAGGCAAAGGCUUGGCGCAUUGCAUCGCGGUGGCCGGUUGCGGAACCUUAGUCUUUGACGCAGGGACUGAGGCCAACCUGCACACUAUCGAUAGCCAGAUUCGAGAAACUGGCCUUCAACUGGUGUGCUGGGGAGGGAAGCCUCACUUGAGCUUUUCAAACACACCAGCCGUGGUGGACUACGAUCAGCUCAUGGGCUUCCCCUACCAAGGUUCCAACUUUGUGGAUUUGCGCAAAGGCAUCAAAUUCACAGACGUCUUCGGCUACAUCUACACCAGUGGCACCACUGGACUGCCAAAGGCAGCCAAGGUGACGCACGCGCGGAUGUAUGGCUUGGGCGGCAUCGGUCGUUUGUUGGGGCUAGGACCAGGUGAUGUGCUCUACACCUGCCUACCGCUGUAUCACACUGCCGGUGGCGGCUUGGGAGCCAUGUCCUGCUUUAUGUCUGGUGCCACGAUGGCUCUGGCGAAGAAGUUCAGUGCUGCGCGCUUUUGGAGAGAAAUCUCGGAACAGCAAUGCACGGCGUUUCAAUACAUCGGUGAGUUGGGCCGAUAUCUGGUGAACUAUGCCAGGGAUCAUCCGGAAGUGUGUGAGAUCCCGCACAAAUUGCGGGGGGCCAUUGGAAACGGCUUGAGGCCUGAGGUGUGGGAUGAGUUUCAGGAUAAGUUCAACAUCCCGGUGGUGGUGGAGUUCUAUGGAGCCACGGAAGGCAAUGGAGCCCUGGUGAACGUCUGCAGGAAGUCUGACCUGCAGCAGCGGGGCGCUGUUGGAAGAAGCGGUUUUGGCUUCGACCUGAUCACGGGCUUCAAAAUUGUGAAGUUCGACGUGGAAAACGAAACGCCUGUCCGUGGAGCCAAUGGCUUUUGUAUGGAGGCAGCGAUGGAUGAACCGGGUGAACUGCUUUUCCCAAUCAGAGAGGACCAUCCGUCCAAGAGGUUUGAUGGGUACACUGACCCCAAAGCGACGGAGAAGAAGGUCCUUCGGGAUGUCUUCAAGAAGGGGGAUUCCUGGUUCAGAUCUGGAGACCUUUUGUACAAGGAUGCCAAGGGCCUCUGGCAUUUCGUGGACCGGAUCGGAGAUACCUUCAGGUGGAAGGGCGAGAACGUCUCCACCAUGGAGGUCUCGCAAGUGCUGUCCAGCCUGCCUGGGGUCGAGGAAGCCAACGUCUAUGGCGUCCAGGUGCCAGGCGAGGCGGAUGGACGUGCGUGCAUGGUGGCCCUGCGGGGACAGGACUUGCAAUCACGUGAAAAACUUGAUGCUUUGCAGAGCCUUUGCGAGAAGGAGCUUCCGAGCUACGCGCGUCCUCGGUUUUUGCGUUUCUUGUCCGAUAUGGACAUCACCGGCACCUUCAAACAUCAAAAGGUGCAGCUGAGGGACCAGGGCUUUGAUCCUGCCAAGGUGCCAGAUCCCGUCUACAUUUUGCACCCCGAGUCCAAACGCUACGAGCCCUUGGACCCACAAGUGAUCAGCCAGCUACAGCAGGGACGUUCCAAGUUGUGAGGUAGUCGGCAGGACCAGUGGAGCAGUGAGCCAAAACGGUCCCGGUUUUGGAUGCCCAGAGUCGGCUAUCGGACGCCAUCAUCCAAUGGCUCUCAUGGAC